AUAAUUAAUACGAGCUGCACUUCCUGUCGCUGUCUCCUCCACAGGAAGUCACAGCGCGUCUUCUCGCGGUGUUUUGACACAACAUGGCGGCCUUGGUCAGGGUCGUGUCGGCUCUCCGGCUCGGAGCCCGGUUCGGAGCCCGGUUCUCCUCGUCCAGCUCCACCGCGGACUCGCCCAAAUCCGGCUUCGCGGCCGCCUUCGACCAGCAGUCGGAGCUCCGGCGGGAGGCGGAGAGCUCCGCGGCCGGUCCCGAGGCCUCGUCCUCCGGCCAGGACGACAGCUUCGCCUCGCUGCUCCGCCGCUCCCCGCUGGUCCAGAUGGGCCCGGCCAAGGACAAGGUGCUGGUCGGGAGGAUCUUCCGCGUGGUGCGGGACGACCUGUACGUGGACUUCGGCGGGAAGUUCCACUGCGUGUGUCGGCGGCCGGCGAGCGGAGGAGAGAAGCUGCAGCGGGGCACCAUGGUCCGUCUGCGGCUGCGCAACCUGGAGCUCACCGCCCGCUUCCUGGGAGCCGACACCUACACCACCCUGCUGGAGGCCCAGGCCGUGCUGCUGGGCCCGCUGGACGGACGGGAGCCGCAGAACCGGGAUUGAGACCGUCAGACUGUGGACCUCUGCCGGACUAAGUGAGAUGUGUUAGGAGGUUCAGCGGACGGUCCGGAAGUCCGAGGUCCGGUCGGAUGUGUUGUUGGAUCCCAAUAAACUGUCCUCAGUGAGUCCUGCUCUGUGUUCUUCCACCGGGUGUUCUGAAGGUUGUGGCCCCCUGAGACCCCCAGAGACCCCCAGUGUUCCCCUGAGACCCCCAGAGACCCCCGGACCUGAGGCCCAAUGAGACGGACCCGGCUGAUGGUUUCAUUCUGCCUUUAAUGAGCUCAAACAGCAGCUACAGACACUCAGGGCAGCUGUCGGUACUCGGAUACUGUCGGUAAUAGAGUAAUAGAUUACUGUGCUGCCAGAAGCAAACCAACGAAACUCCUCUCAGUGCUCAACACGUCUCCAGGAGCUGCAGCGACCGGUCCAUCAGCGCCGUGACCAGCUGCUGGGUCGAUGGAGCUGAAGGCAAACCAGCAGCAGCUCACAGAACCACCUCCAGUCCCUGGAACCAGCGGGUCUCAGCAGCCGGCGGAGGUUCUGCUCUGAAGAUGGACCUAAGAACCUUCAUCCAGUAAAGACUGAUGCUGAUCUGAAUGUUUUCUGUUUAAAGAACCGACAAUGAAAUAAAAGAUGUUUCCACCAGAACCCAAA
This is a messenger RNA of Stegastes partitus (bicolor damselfish), 1244 nucleotides long. It is a transcript of the gene mrps28, whose product is annotated as mitochondrial ribosomal protein S28. The record is from RefSeq and is a predicted model, not a curated record. The coding region runs from base 84 to 593 and encodes 169 amino acids. Lineage: Eukaryota; Metazoa; Chordata; Actinopteri; Pomacentridae. The transcript has a single exon. Gene Ontology annotation, cellular component: mitochondrial small ribosomal subunit.